AACCACAGAGGUGCAGAUGGUUGAGCUGCUCUCAGAGCUUCCUCUCACACGACACAAUGGGACAAACAUGUGAGGUGAAGCUGCUCUUGCUGAUGUCAUCGCUCUGCUGCAGCACGAACCCAGCUGUAGUGACUCUGAGUCCCAGCAGCUCUCAGUUCUUCAGAAGGGACUUCGUCUCUUUUAGCUGUGAGGACGACCACAGCUCGGCUGGAUGGACGCUGAGGAGGAACACGAGCAGAGGCACCAGGAAGGAGUGUGAAGACUGGGGGAGACGAGUUGCUUCUUCCUGUGUCAUCGACAGUGUCGUUCCAUUAGACAGUGGAGUUUACUGGUGUGAGUCCACAGAGGGAGGAGCAAGUACCUACAUCAACAUCACUGUGACUGAUGAUCCAGUGAUCCUGCAGAGUCCCGUCCUCCCAGUGGAGGAGGGAGAGGACGUCACUCUGAUCUGUAAAACUAAGAGGGCGCCCUUCAACCUCUCGGCUGAUUUCUAUAAAGAUGGCACUUUUGUCAGGACGACGCCCACAGGUCACAUGACCAUCCACCUUGUCUCCAAGUCUGAUGAAGGAGCCUACAAGUGUGACAUCAGAGGCCGGGGAGAGUCUCCACCCGCCUGGCUGUUUGUCACAGGUCAAGAGGUCAAAGGAGGAGUCGUCCUCUUGGAACCCUCCCUCACCUUGUUAUUCAUCAUCCACAUCGUGGUCAGCUCGCCAUACGUCCUCUCCACGCUGCUCCUGGUGUCCAUUUGCCGACAGAGGCCCACAGGAAAGACCCCGCCUGUUUCCCUGACAGCGCCCCCACCUGGCGAGGAUGAGGAAGGAUUGGAGUAUGACGAUGUUGACGCUGAUGUCACCACCGAGCAUCGCUUCUGUGCUGAUGUCAUCGCUCUGCUGCAGCACGAACCCAGACGUGUUGAACCAUUGAAUGGGUUUGAAUUGAUUUCUACAGCUGUAGUGACUCUGAGUCCCAGCAGCUCUCAGUUCUUCAGAGAGGACUUCGUCUCUUUUAGCUGUGAGGACGACCACAGCUCGGCUGGAUGGACGGUGAGGAGGAACACGAGCACAGGCACCAGGAAGGAGUGUAAAGACUGGGGGAGACAAGUUGCUUCUUCCUGUGUCAUCGACACGGCCGUUCCAUUAGACAGUGGAGUUUACUGGUGUGAGUCCACAGAGGGAGGAGCAAGUAACUACGUCAACAUCACUGUGACUGAUGAUCCAGUGAUCCUGCAGAGUCCCGUCCUCCCGGUGGAGGAGGGAGAGGACAUCACUCUGAUCUGUAAAACUAAGACGCCGCCCUUCAACCUCUCGGCUGAUUUCUAUAAAGAUGGCACUUUUAUCAGGACGACGCCCACAGGUCACAUGACCAUCCAUCUUGUCUCCAAGUCUGAUGAAGGAGCCUACAAGUGUGACAUCAGAGGCCGGGGAGAGUCUGCACCCGCCUGGCUGUUUGUCACAGUUCAGGAGGUCAAAGGGAAACCGACAUCUCUUCUACCACCCUACAUUACCUACAUUAUCCCAUCCAUCGCUGGUUUGGUAAUUCUGGUUGUUCUGGUGCUACUGGUGAGAUGCUGCGUCCGGAGGAAACCUGAGGAGUGUGAUCCAAACGAUGUCAGUCUUCAACCAGAAGGGACGAUGGAGAUAAAUCGAGUUGCAGCGACACAAGGGGACAACGUCACAUAUGGACAAAUAAUGAUCCGACCAUUCACCAGCAGAGUUCUUGUUCUGAUCCUGGUCCUGGUCCUGGUCCUGGUCCUGGUCCUGGUCCUGGUCCUAUUCCAACUUUCGGUCCUGAUCCUAGUUCUCCCCUUGAUUCUUAAGAUCAACCAGAGCCGGAGGUCAUUUACUCGUCACUGCGGUCCAAACAAUGACGACCUGCUGCCGCCAUCUUUAUUCCAUCACAGGAGGCGUGUCCUAAGUCCAGUUAUGUUUCAAAACAACCAACCAACUGUUUGACUGAGGAGUGGCAGAAAGCCAGUGUUUAAAUAAAGUUUCAAUAAAACAACUAAAAUGAAUAUAUAUGAAAAUAA
Platichthys flesus (European flounder) is the source of this 2026-nucleotide messenger RNA. RefSeq lists its product as uncharacterized. Gene Ontology annotation, molecular function: transmembrane signaling receptor activity. The transcript is spliced from 14 exons. Bases 57 to 1952 code for a protein of 631 amino acids. The record is from RefSeq and is a predicted model, not a curated record. Lineage: Eukaryota; Metazoa; Chordata; Actinopteri; Pleuronectiformes; Pleuronectidae. Gene Ontology annotation, biological process: cell surface receptor signaling pathway.